AUGACCCUUAGCCCUAAACCCAAGAUUUUCCAAAAAAAGAGCAAAAAGAUAUUUACCAAGACUUCAAAUUCCAUUGUGACAAAUACAUUACAAAUUGGUUGGCUUCGAUGUAUUGGCAUCCGUCUUUCGUUUUACUUGGUUGUCAUACUUCACAUUUGCGGAUAUUGUCGCUUACGUUAUCGUCAAUGGUUAUACUUUAAAACAAAAGAUACAAAGAAAAGUAUCAACAACGAUUUCAAAUACUUUUGCGAUAAAUUUGUCUCGUUUCCGCUUACAAUAACGGGUUUCGAUGUUUUCAAUCCAAAUUAUCGUCUUCAUUGGGUCUCAUAUUUGACUCUUACUGACAUCGUUUCAUAUUUAAUUGUAAACGGCUACAGCAUCUAUUUGUUUUCGGAAGAUCUGAAAAGCACUUGUUUCUGCAUGGUUACCUAUGGAUAUGCAAUUGUGGGAAGUCUUCGUAUUUUCUUAGCCAUAGUAAAUGCAGAGACAGCGAGAGAUCUACGAGACAUCGUGGUAUCAUUCGAAUUCGAUGAAAAAAGUGAAAUUAAGGAAAGGCAACGGUAUUUAUGGUAUGGUCGAGUCUCGAGAUUCCUUGGAACAUUGAGCAUGCUAGCUCUAUGCAUCACUUUUACAACGCUAACACUUGCUCCUUUCUUAAUUUGGCUUGUUACUGGUCGUAUGCAACUCACUUUUGGUUUUGUUUUACCUUUUAUUGAUUAUAAAAGUGGAAAAGGAUUUGUUCUGAACUACAUUUACCAAAUAUAUCAAGGUUUGGCAGUGAUUGCAGGUUCUGCGGGAUAUUUGCACAUGCAAAUGAUUUUUAUCGCAAUUUGUUGUUUCCAACUUGAUUUACUAAGCAUCAAGUUGGAAAAGUUAGAUGACGAAUUGAAGUUAACACAAGACGUUAAGUCAUCAAAAACGAAGCAAAUUCUCGAAAUUUUAAAGUUGCAUCAAAACUACAAUGCUUAUUUGUCAGUGAUUGAAGAUUGUUUUUGUGUAGAGGCUUUUUUCAGCACAUUUUUCCUUUCACUGAAUAUGGUUGUUACGUUGUUUGUAUGCGUACAGGAGUUUUGGAUAGUCGGUAUCGUGAUAACUAUUACGGUAACAAAUUUAAUUCUUCUUACAAGUCUUUUUGGAGUUGCUGUCGAAAUUAAAGCUGAGAAACUUGAAAGAUCCAUCUAUGGGACUCAGUGGUAUAAUUUGACCAUUCAGGAUCAAAAAUUGUUGUUACAAUUUUUACUUGGAGCUCAAAACAGGGUAAACCUGACAUAUGCUGGAAUGUUUGCCAUAAAUUUGGAGUCUUUUACUCAAAUCUACAAAUCCAUUUACUCGUAUUUGAUGUUUUUAAUCGAUAUUCAAGCUUAA
This is a messenger RNA of Culicoides brevitarsis, 1365 nucleotides long. RefSeq names its product odorant receptor 67d-like. Gene Ontology annotation, cellular component: plasma membrane. Lineage: Eukaryota; Metazoa; Arthropoda; Insecta; Diptera; Ceratopogonidae. Gene Ontology annotation, molecular function: odorant binding; olfactory receptor activity. Gene Ontology annotation, biological process: detection of chemical stimulus involved in sensory perception of smell; sensory perception of smell. The coding region runs from base 1 to 1365 and encodes 454 amino acids. The transcript is spliced from 4 exons. The record is from RefSeq and is a predicted model, not a curated record.